Messenger RNA from Exaiptasia diaphana, 245 nucleotides. RefSeq lists its product as uncharacterized. The record is from RefSeq and is a predicted model, not a curated record. NCBI's taxonomy places the organism in Eukaryota, Metazoa, Cnidaria, Anthozoa, Actiniaria, Aiptasiidae.
AUGGAAAAAAAGUAUCAUCCAGAUUUGAUAGUCGAACAUAAUAACAUCGAUGUCGAAGUUGAACAGCCAUCAAUCCCUGAGUACGAACACGUGAUACCGCCUGGCGAACACAUCCCUUUCGAUGAAUUACAGCAGAUGUCCUCAGUAGCUGUCUUCAURAAGCACUCUUACAAAUACGCACCARGAAAUGAACUAGCUGAUGUUGAUGAUAAUGAAGAAUUAUAUGAAGACAUAAGUUUACCUGC